GUCGGUCCGAAGGAAGAUCUUACUGAUUGUAAAAUUGAUGAUUACGGGCCCUUUAUUUCAGUGCAGUAGCUCAGUUUGAUUUUACUAAAUGUCUCAACGGAUGCAGCUGCGUUGAUCAAAGUGGGGUUGACAAAAAGGAUGAAACGCUAAUUUUUUAGCGGGAAGCACAACCAAACCACCUUUAACUCUAAUUCACGGGCCGAGAAGAUUAUCUGUGGGAAAGUCAAACUUAACUCUUUUCCAUCAUAUCGUUUUACAGGUGGGCAACAGGUACGCAACACUAUAGCACAAGCCACGAUGUAUGGAAGGUAACUCAGUACCUGAAGGGUGGAUGGAAGUGAGAUUCACAGCUUAUAUAAUCUGCCCUUCUCUCACUCUCGCUAUGGAGAUUAUCCGGCAAAGCAGGUCUGAAUACCCCCAUCAUUACCACAGAAAGAUCAAUCAAGAUGCGUAUAGCAUUGUCACAAUCAAUCAAGCCUCUCCUUAGGUCUAACAGAAGAUGUGACAAUCAAUUUCUCCGAAGAGAAAUUGAUUCAAUCAAUCCUCAUUCUGUGACAUCAUCACCUCUAUUAGACAAAUUCGGCCGGCAACAUACAUACCUCCGUAUCUCACUAACGGAAAAGUGUAACUUGAGAUGUGUAUAUUGCAUGCCAAAUGAAGGGAUCCCAUUAAUGCCAAAAGAUGAUGCUCUCACAUCAUCAGAAAUUGGACGCUUGGCAAGGUUGUUUGUUCAAGAAGGAGUGGAUAAAAUUCGCUUAACGGGUGGCGAGCCCACUCUUCGUAAAGAUUUGAUGGAUAUAAUGGAAAAUCUAUCUGAGCUAAGGAAAAAGCAUCCUUCAGAUCUAAUUGGGCUUAAGCAAAUUGGCAUCACGACGAAUGGACUUUUAUUGACACGUUUAUUGCCUCAAAUGGCAAGCCUAGGAUUGUCACACAUCAAUGUUUCUCUCGAUACCCUCGAUCCUUUCCAGUUCGAAUUGAUGACUAGAAGACCUGCUGCUGGCUUACAGAAAGUGCUAGAUGGAAUUGAUUUAGCACUUCAAAUGGGAAUACCAAGUGUCAAGGUAAACGUUGUUGUUUUGCAAGGCGUGAAUGAUACCAAGGAUGUACUUCAAUUUGUGCGUUGGGCAAAGGACAAGCCUAUAACCAUUCGCUUUAUCGAGUAUAUGCCUUUUGAUGGAAACCGAUGGAGAAUGGAAAAGUUAGUGCCUUACAAACUACUGAUUGAAAGAAUCGAAAGCGAAUUCGGUCCUCUGAAUAAAAUCAAAGAUGAUUCAAAUGACACCACAAAACAUUAUCAGGUCGACGGUCAUUCAAGUUCAUUAGGAUUUAUAACAAGUAUGACAGAACAUUUUUGUGGAACUUGCAACAGACUUCGGAUUACAGCUGAUGGAAAGAUCAAAGUGUGUUUGUUUGGUCAAGAAGAAGUCUCUUUACGCGAUGAAAUGAGGAGGGAUCCUCUUAUGGGAGAAAACUCGGAUGAAUCGCUAAAAAGUAUCAUCGGAGCUGCUGUUGGACGUAAACAUGCACGACAUGGAGGUCAAAACAACUUGCAGAGUCUUGCAGAAACGGCGAAGCAAAACAGGUCUAUGAUUAGAAUUGGAGGCUGA
Molecule: messenger RNA, 1607 nt
Organism: Meira miltonrushii
Lineage: Eukaryota; Fungi; Basidiomycota; Exobasidiomycetes; Exobasidiales; Brachybasidiaceae
Exons: 2
Coding region: 447-1607 (386 amino acids)
Biological process (GO): Mo-molybdopterin cofactor biosynthetic process
Molecular function (GO): 4 iron, 4 sulfur cluster binding; GTP 3',8'-cyclase activity; cyclic pyranopterin monophosphate synthase activity
Source: RefSeq, a predicted model, not a curated record